Molecule: messenger RNA, 588 nt
Organism: Aspergillus affinis
Lineage: Eukaryota; Fungi; Ascomycota; Eurotiomycetes; Eurotiales; Aspergillaceae
Exons: 2
Coding region: 1-588 (195 amino acids)
Source: RefSeq, a predicted model, not a curated record
AUGGAUGCCAAACGCAAGUUCAUUUAUAGCGAAAUCACCAGAAUUAGAAAGACUUUGGAGCGCUAUAAGCGGCUCGUUCUCCAGGACGAGCAGCUCAAGAGGCUUGGAGUUCGGGCAACCGCGGUUGAUUUGACUGCUAAUAAGUUCCAAAAGUUCAAGCCGUGCUUCUUUGUCCCCCGAGGCAUAAAAUUCACCAACGCUCAGAACUCAAGAAAUUCCAGUCAGCAUGAUUCAGUGGAGAGAGGGAACAAACGACUGCAGCUUCUGAAAGAUCACGCUGAAAGCGUCCGCCCCCGAGUCCAAUUUCCAGCCAUUCUUUCGACUAUUCACGACACCAAAAUCAACGCUUUGAAAGAUGAAGGCUUCGAUCUAUUUCAGUUCACCUCGCUUUCCCGGUUGGGAUCCACCGGCAGUCUAUUAAGCAAGGAGAAAUGGCCCUUCAACCCCGAAUUACGGCUAUCCGAACAGAGGCACAGUUUCAAUCGUUGGCAGGUUUACCUUUGCUUGGAGGAUCGAACCCAUGCGGCCCCGCAUGCCAUAAUGGACGUGCUAGUGGAUGCAAAUGAUCCCGGCGUUAAACUCCAUUAA